Messenger RNA from Ornithodoros turicata, 1305 nucleotides. RefSeq lists its product as uncharacterized. Gene Ontology annotation, molecular function: zinc ion binding; nucleic acid binding. NCBI's taxonomy places the organism in Eukaryota, Metazoa, Arthropoda, Arachnida, Ixodida, Argasidae. Bases 1 to 1305 code for a protein of 434 amino acids. The transcript has a single exon. The record is from RefSeq and is a predicted model, not a curated record.
AUGGAACGAGCAAAGCAGAAGCGUGCAUCGAGAAGACGUCAGGUGACGAAACUCAUCGGCGAAGCAUCUACGGUUAUCGCUAACGAAUCGCCGGAUCGGAUGUUACUUGAGAGUCUUCUAGAACGACUGCGGGUCAGCAACGAAGAGCUCAAACAACUAAAUAACGAGUUCGAACAGUACCUAAAGGACGAUGACAUCGAAUCCGAACUGGAUACAGCGCUGGAAUACGAAGACAACGCAGUGAGUUCCAUGGCUAACUUACGAACCAAGAUAUCCGCACUUGUUGUUACACCAGUCGCAACAACGUCUGCUCAAGUGAGUGGGUCGUCGCCACAAGUCAACGAGAAAUCAAACUCCAAUGGCAUCCGACUUCCCAAGUUGCAACUGGUGAGGUUCCGCGGCGAGCUGUCAAUGUGGGGAACCUUCUGGGAGCAGUUUAAAGGAGCAAUCCAUGAUAACACCUCACUUUCCAAAGCAGAAAAAUUCUAUUACCUACGGUCCUUGCUGGAUGGACCUGCAGCUACCGCAAUUUCUGGUCUCCAAGCAACGGAGGAGUGUUAUACAGAUGCCAUCGAGGUGCUGACAGAACGUUUUGGUGACAAAAAACGCAUCGAAAGGGAACAUUUGUCAAGGCUUCGGACACUCCCGGACAUCAAAUCAUCACGUGAUGUGUACGGGCUUCGCAGGCUGUACGACCAUGUUCAAACGCAUGUCCGAGGAUUGAAGGCGCUGGGUGUAGCAAGCGAAAGCUACGCAUCGAUGAUGUGUGAGAUCCUUCUCUCGAGCUUGCCUACAGACCUGGCACUGGACUAUCAACGCCUAAAGAAGAGACUUCUUUUGUAUGACGCAAGGGGUAGUUCAGACAGCACGGAGACAUCCUCGGAACCUGAAGGAAACACAUCCGGUGAGCUAAAAAAUAUCCUCAACUUCAUCAGAAUCGAAAUCGAGAGCAUGGAAGGUGUCAGCAUGACAGAUAAAAGGCAGGACUGUAAUUACGGACGCAGUAAAGACGCUCACAAAGCUCGUCCACCAUCAUCGCAUGUUCUCUACAACGCCACUGGGAAAAGAACAGAAGCAUGUAUCUUCUGCAAAUCCGGAACUCACAUGACAAUGAAGUGUAACAGUGCAAUGCCGUUAGAAGAACGCAGAGGGAAGUUAGCAAAGGAACAGCGAUGCUUCAGGUGCACAAAAACCGGCCACCGAUCACGCGAAUGUCGUUCCGGAAUUGUUUGUGCUAACUGCAACGGGAGACAUGCGACUUCCCUAUGCGAUCCAAACUGGACAAGAUCACACCAGAAAGAAUGA